This is a messenger RNA of Zerene cesonia (dogface butterfly), 579 nucleotides long. Its product is annotated as probable cytochrome P450 6a13. The coding region runs from base 1 to 525 and encodes 174 amino acids. The transcript has 3 exons. The record is from RefSeq and is a predicted model, not a curated record. NCBI's taxonomy places the organism in Eukaryota, Metazoa, Arthropoda, Insecta, Lepidoptera, Pieridae. Gene Ontology annotation, molecular function: iron ion binding; monooxygenase activity; heme binding.
AUGCCAUAUGAUUUUCCUGAAGCUGACGAGUACUUUAAGAAAAAUAACAAAUUGUUCUAUGAAUGUGUCCAUGAAACGCCUUACCUUCAGGCUUGUUUUAGUGAAGCAUUGCGCCUUUACCCAGUUCUCGGCAUGCUAACCAGAGAGGUGGUAGAAGACUACACGCUACCAUCAGGACUUGUAUUGAAGAAAGAUCUCCGCAUCCAGAUACCAGUGUACCAUUUCCACAAAGAUCCCAACAAUUUCCCAGAACCAGACAAAUUCCGCCCAGAGAGGUUUUUGGAGCCAGAGAAAGACAACAUCAAGCCGUUCACUUACAUGCCGUUUGGAGAUGGCCCAAGAAUAUGUUUGGGCAUGAGGUUCGCCAAGAUGCAAAUGACUGCUGGUAUCCUCACCGUUUUGAAGAAGUUCAGAGUGGAAUUGGCUGACGGUAUGCCCCAAACCCUAGAAUUUGACCCUCGCGCCCCUACCACGCAAACAGGUGAAGGCAUCAAUCUGAAAUUUAUACCUCGUGAAGUUAAAUAAAUAACAGAAUGAGCGAAAAGAUAAAUCUGCUUUUAAAGGAAUCCAAAGUAUCAU